Molecule: messenger RNA, 609 nt
Organism: Penicillium angulare
Lineage: Eukaryota; Fungi; Ascomycota; Eurotiomycetes; Eurotiales; Aspergillaceae
Exons: 1
Coding region: 1-609 (202 amino acids)
Biological process (GO): transmembrane transport
Molecular function (GO): transmembrane transporter activity
Source: RefSeq, a predicted model, not a curated record
AUGGCCUCUCAGUACAGCCAGGAACAGACCGGGGAAGUAAGCGCAACAGAAAGGACGCCUUUGGUCGCGAAUGGUCUUCAAGACCGACAGUCUAACAUUCUCCCCCGCAAUCGACUUCUUAUCGUCAUCCCAGCAUUAUCUCUCGUCCACUUCACCUCAUUCAUAGCCCAAACAGCAAUAUCGACAACCCUACCGUCUAUCGCAUCGGCAUUGAAAACUGGCUCCUCGAUUUCUUGGGUCGGUACAAGCUUUCUGACCACCAGCACCUGCAUCCAGUUAAUCAAUGGUCGUCUGCCGGAUAUACUUGGACGAAAAACACGCCUUCUUACGUCCCUGGUGGUUAUGGGCAUUGGGAAUCUCCUGCCAGGCUUUUCUCAGACAUCCGGUCAUCUAUAUGUCACGCGGGCGUUAAGCGGCUUCGGAGCUGGAGCAUUGAAUGCGCUUGUCCAGAUCAUCAUUUCAGACAUCACCCGGCUUGAUCAACGCGGUUAUUACUUCGGAAUAUCGGGCGUGGCGGUGGCAUUGGGAAAUGGGCUUGGUCCAGUCAUUGGUGGUCUUUUACAGAGAGGAUGUCCUGGAGAUGGGCCUUUUGGUUCAUCUGUCCCUUGA